Echinostoma caproni is the source of this 1047-nucleotide messenger RNA. The record is from the annotation of a GenBank genome assembly. NCBI's taxonomy places the organism in Eukaryota, Metazoa, Platyhelminthes, Trematoda, Plagiorchiida, Echinostomatidae.
GAACUCACCCACGAGGCCAUUAGAAAGGCUGCCAAAGCUGUAGGUUCAACAUGCGAAGAUCGAUUUGAGUUGCUUUUCAACCCAGACAUUUGUCAGAAAUUCGUCAAAUUUUGUGAAUCUGAGACUGAAGCUUUGAAAGCUGAUCAAGCGCUGGUAUGUGGCGCAUGCGAUUUUCUGGUAACAAAACAAAUUCCGAAUCUCGUGAAGGAUUGCCUCAGUCUCUGUGUCACACCGCAAGAUGGUCGUGCCCUGGUCGAAAUCUUACAUCAACGGGGUAUCAACGUGCGCUAUCUGAAUCGCGUGAUCGAGUGUUUGAAUCAGAAACCGUCUCUUUUAUAUCUCAAAAGAAUAGCAGUCAUAGAAAUUUUGAUUCGUUCGGCAAAGCAUGUUUUCAAACAAUAUUUACAAGAAGUUGAUCCGAUGCUACUUUCUGUUGGAGUGGCGCAUUUCCUCAACUGUCUGCUCACCAAUUGCUCCAAUCUGAACCCCUUGACUGGUGUAGAUGAGCAAGUCCUCAAGUUGAAUAAAAACAAGAAAGGGAAGAAAAAACCGAAGAAUCUUCGAGAAUCUCCGGGGGUACAACGUUUGCAGAUCCUUCGUUCAUUCUGUUCAAUGGUUGGUAUCCAACUGUUAUUGCGCGAUUACCAGCUAACUCCACCGAAUGGGGCCAAGCAUCACACUAAACCGGUAUUCCAAACCGAGGAUAUCAUAUCACUGUACCCGGUUGUCAAACAUUUGCAUCCGCACGCUACCGACGCCUAUCAUUACUUCACCACCGGUCAAGCACGCAUUUCUGCUGGUCAUUUACAGGAGGGUUUCGAGUUGAUCAACGAAUCACUCAGCCUGUUGACCGGGGUCUACGGUCCCCUACACCCUGAUAUUGGCGCGUGCAAUCGCCUCUUAGCCCGUUUGUCGUACGUCAUGGGGGAACAUCAGGCUGCACUGUUGUUCCAGCAUCGUGCAACAAUGAUCAGUGAGCGCGUACAUGGUGUGGACAAUCCAAAUACAACAACGGAAUAUGUGAGUUACUGGCACGACCUGAUGUAA